Messenger RNA from Bombus huntii, 4223 nucleotides. RefSeq names its product fanconi-associated nuclease 1-like. Gene Ontology annotation, cellular component: nucleus. The coding region runs from base 1208 to 4138 and encodes 976 amino acids. Lineage: Eukaryota; Metazoa; Arthropoda; Insecta; Hymenoptera; Apidae. The transcript has 9 exons. Gene Ontology annotation, biological process: interstrand cross-link repair. Gene Ontology annotation, molecular function: flap-structured DNA binding; 5'-3' exonuclease activity; 5'-flap endonuclease activity. The record is from RefSeq and is a predicted model, not a curated record.
UAUAGUAUUUGCGUUUUUGCAAAUUUUCAAAUCCGUUUUGCACCAUUGAAGGUUAUAUACCUUUUUUUUAUUUUUAGGAUAAUCAGAUAAAAAUGCCAGCAAAUAUGAAUAUUAUUUUAUUUAUUUGUAUAUUUUGUAUUAUAACGUCGACUUUAACAAACUUUAUAUAGAGAGAAUGUUAUUACAAAUUAAAGUGUUAGAAAUCUGUUUCUCGAUAGAGGCAUUAUAAUCUGCAAAAUUUUAUACCUAGAAACUUAUAAUUCUGACUAUUUCUGACUAAUUGAUCUCAUUAUAUACUCAUUACGAUAUCCUUCGCUGCUUAGUAUAGUAUGAAUAGUACUUGAUACUAAAUUAUAUAAUUGUACUUAUUGUAAACAUAUUAGAUUUAAAAAAGCAAAAAGUCAAAUAAGAAAUUCCUUCCGGUAAUAAAGCCAUAUACGUAUGUAUGUAUAGAUACAUAUGUAUAUCGUAAAUCAUAUGGAUAAAUAUGGCGGCAAAACAUUGGUUUGGUAAACAUCUUAUUUAUUACUUCUGUUAAAAUAUACUGUAUGCAAUGCUGAUCACAAGUGGAAUUUUACUUAAUUUGAGCAUUCUGUGUAUCUUUGAUAUACAUGGAAGCAGAAUUCAGGAAGAAGUAAACAAAUCCGGUGACGUCGUUCCUUUUCUACUUCCGUCUCGAAGGAGGGAACAAUUCGCGGGAAUAAAAGAAGCCGCAUUCUGUCAAAAGUCUGUGUGUUAGUCAGAACUUCUGAACGCGUGUUCACUGUAAACUGAACUAUAGCCUUAUUUAUAUUCUACGUAUGCAUACAUUAUGUACGUAUGUGUGUGCGUAUGUCGCACAUAAGUCGGAACCCGCGCUCGCGAGAACAUAUAAGAAUGAUAGCAGUGUAGCACGUAGGUUUACUUCUACAAUUAAAUAUCGCUUAUCAUAAUAUAUAGUAUAAGAUUUUCGACAUUCUAUAAGAUGAGUCAAGACUAAUUAGUCAGAGAUGUUUUAUGGGUGUGGUUUAGUCUUCCUUUUUAUGUUAUUGAUAAAAAUAAAGAAAUUGAUAUACAUCUGUGGAAAAUAGAAGCAUUUAUUAAAGUGAUAGUUUUUUAAUAUUAUAUCACGCUUUAUUUAUAUAUGUAACAAAGAGAGUCAAAGAUUGGCAUGGACAAUAGUGAUUUAAAAAGUGCAAUUAUUUUAUUGUGAGGCAAAUAUAAAACAAUGUCGCAACAAACACGCAUUGAUGAAUUCUACAAAUCAAUCGGCAAACAAAAAUCAACUGUGAUAAAUGUUAAAAAAUGUGCUAGGUCAAAAAGUAUACCUUAUUCAAAAAGGAGGAAGGAGGAAAAUGAAAAAACAAACGUUUUAUUGUCAGCAACUAAACAAUCGGAUUGUACAGUUCUAUAUGAGAAGUUGAAUAAAAUGCAUGAUGUUAACUUAAAUGAUGCAAAAAUGACUCAAACUAAUGUUCAGAUAGCAAGCAAUAAUGUAUCAUUGUGUGGAAAUGAUUAUUUAGGAGGAAUAUCACAGCAUGAACUUGAUAAAGAAUAUGAACUACCAAUGAUUGAUACAAUAAAUGAAAUACAAAGAGAAACUUUAAAUGAAAAUGGAAAUUGCAUGAUAACAUCAAAUAACAAGUUAGAAAAUUCUUCAAAUUUUAAUAGACAGACAUCACCAAAUAAUAUUAGUAUGAAAUUACAAAAAACACCAGAAAGUAAAUCAAGAAAUAAUAGUUAUAUGAAAACAUCAUCACCUAUUAUUAAAGACAAUUGUCAUUUAAAAGAUACUCCAAAUAAGAAACUAAGAACUCCAGAUAAAAAUAUUUUUCUAUUUAGAAAUUCUAACAGCUCAACACCUUCCUCAACACCUAAAAAAUCAAAUUAUAUUUCCGAAGUAUCACCUGAUAAAUCUCCAAAAGUUAAUGCAAGGAAGAAACUGUUUGGUGAAAAUAUAGAUACUAACAUUUUAAUUCGGGCUAUUACAUAUAUGAAUUUAGCAAAGCAAGAUAAUAUUUCACAUGAGUUUGAUCUAAAGAGUAUAUAUUUCACAAAAACAUUUGAUACAUAUAGUGACAUAGAUAAUAACAUAAAUAGUGAAGUUGCAACAAAGUAUAAAUUAAGUGACAUAAACUUAUGUGAUGAUUUGAAUUCAAAAACUUUAUUUACUACUAUUUUCCUUGUACUCUCUAAUCCUAUUAAUUGUAAUUAUUUCAAUGAAGAUGAACUUGAUUUUAUAUUUUCUAUAAUCACGCUUCCUAAAGACGCUCAAAUGUUAUUGGCAAGGAUGAUAAAAAGAAAGAGGACGUGGUUUAGGAAAAGUAGCAUAGUUUACCCAGAAAUAGCUACAGAAUUAAAGCAUAUUUUUGAAGUUCUUGCUUCACGAUCUAUUUGUAGUUUUGAUAUUAAAAAUGAGAAAUUAGAUACAAUACUUGAAUUAUUGCAAGUAACUGAAAUACAGCAACUUUGUAAAAAGAUGAAAAUUAAUCCUAAAGGAAACAAAAAAAGUAAUAUCCAAAAGUUAUUACAAUUGUCAAAUAAAAAAUCUUUGUUUCCUGGAAUGAAGACUCCAAGUAGUAUUUUAUAUGAUUCAAUUUUGGACAUAAUAGAUUUUUGUGUAUGUAUAAAUUUCAAAACAUGGAAUAUUAUUGAUAAGAUAAUAAUACUGUUGAUGCCAAAUCAAGAUCCAGCAAAUAGUCUGGCAGAUACAUUUCAUAUGUUAUGUGAUAUUUAUUUAGGGAAAAUAAUAUUCCCAACAAAUUCUGGGCAUUAUUUUCCAAUAUUUUCUUCUAGAUUACAUCUAAUGAGUUAUGUAGCAGUCAGAUCUGUAUUAUCUACAACAUUACAAUAUAUAGAGAAAAAAAAUUGGAAAGAAGUAAAAAAUAAUGGCAACUAUGCUAUGGAUGUAUUAAAAAAUUUAUUGAAGGAUGAGUCAUUAAGAUUAGAAAAUUCUAUGCUUCCUAAACAUGUUACUCGUUAUAUGCCAGAAUUUGUCUGGAUGAAAAUUAUUUCCAUAUCUAUAGAGGCAUUUAAAAAGGAUGAUGAUAAAAAGGCCGAAGAUGGAAAAAAUGGAGAUGAAACAAACAAAAAUAAAAAGCGAGUGGUAGAGAUCUUAUUGUUCUUAUUGGAGCAAAAUUGUUAUAUGCAUACAUGUAAAGGGAAAUGGUAUGAUGAAUUAGCUCUCAUUGAAAUGCAUCACCACAAAGACAUAGAAACAUGUGCAUCCAUUAUAAUAAAAGCCUUAAGUACAGAAAACAUAACACAAAUAGAUAAAAUAAAUCUUAUGAAAAGAGCAAGAAAAAUUGUGAAGAAGAAAAAUGGAAUUAAACCAAGCACGAGAGAUACUCUUAAUAAAAUAUUAGGUAAUCAUUGUAUAUCGGAGGAUGUUAUAUCACCCAUGUUCUAUCAGAGCAGGUCCGUCACUAUAUACGCCACAGAAAUGCCAAGAAAUACUGCAGGCAGUAAAAGUACUUGGUGUAUAAAAAGUAAUACUGAUGGUCAAAGUUAUGGAUCGGUAGAAACUGUUGCAUUCCACUAUUAUCAGAAACAAGGAUUCCCUGAUGGAUUGCAUUUGGAAGGUGCAUUACCGAUUACUCUAUUUUGUACUUUGUUUUGGGAAGAAUUGUAUGAUGUGCAUGUUCCUGGAGCAUUUUCAUCACCAUAUCAAGAAGCUCCGAGUGAUUUAUUUACAGGCGAAUUCUAUGAAAAUAGGAAAGAAAAAAUAGAUACGAAACUUAAAAUUAUUGGUAACUUCAAUUCUGAGUUUUUAAGCUCUUUCAUGCAAGAAAAGUUCGCGAAAUUUGGACGAUAUCAAUCGAUAAUGUCAUCAAGUCCAAUUAAGUCAGAUAGUUUACAACUGAAGCAAAUAGUACAUUGUUUGGGAACUCAGGGUGUAAUAGGGAUUUGUAAACGACUGAUUGACAAUUUCAAACUCUGGAAAGCUGGAUUUCCAGAUUUAAUUGUAUGGAAUUAUGAUACCAAAAGGCAUAAAAUUAUAGAAGUGAAAGGCCCACGAGAUGUCCUUUCAACCAAACAACAAUCAUGGUUGGAAUAUUUACACCAUCUUGAACUAAAUACCGAAGUAUGCCUAGUACAAGAUAUACGUCAUAUAAAUAGUUCAAGUAAAAAAGUACAGGACUUCGAAAAUUAUUUAUGAAUGUUUUACAUGCAUUUCAAUAUUUCAGGAUUGUCACAAGAUAUCAUAAGAUUUUGAAUAUAUUACUACAUUUUAUAUUUUCUUA